AUGGAACUGGGUAAUGGUUCUUCUGAAGAUUUGACAGCGCGUGUCGUGGACUUGGUUGCACCCAUCGGUAAAGGCCAACGUUCAAUUAUCGUAGCACCGCCAAAAGCGGGUAAAACGAUGUUAUUACAGAACAUUGCCCAAUCUAUUGUGCGUAACAAUCCGGAAUGUUUCCUGAUUGUCCUUCUGAUCGACGAACGUCCUGAAGAAGUGACCGAAAUGGAACGUACUGUGCGUGGUGAAGUUGUUGCAUCAACAUUUGAUGAAUCUCCAGCUCGCCAUGUCCAAGUUGCUGAAAUGGUGAUUGAAAAAGCCAAACGUCUGGUAGAGCACAAAAAAGAUGUUGUGAUCUUACUUGACUCCAUCACGCGUUUAGCCCGUGCUUAUAACACUGUUGUUCCUUCAUCUGGCAAAGUACUUACCGGUGGUGUUGAUGCACAUGCCUUAGAACGCCCUAAACGUUUCUUUGGUGCUGCACGUAAUAUCGAAGAAGGCGGUUCUCUCACCAUUAUUUCGACUGCAUUGAUUGAAACAGGCAGUAAAAUGGAUGAAGUGAUCUACGAAGAAUUCAAAGGUACAGGUAACCAAGAAAUCAUCCUUGAUCGCCGUAUUGCUGAAAAACGCGUCUUCCCAGCAAUGAAUAUCAAAAAGUCAGGUACGCGUCGUGAAGAGCGUCUCAUGAGCGAAGAAAACCUACGUAAAGUAUGGAUUCUUCGUAAACUUCUUCAUCCUAUGGAUGAAUUAGUGGCGAUGGAAUUCUUGUUGGAUCGCAUGAAAGAAACCAAAACAAAUGAUGAUUUCUUUGAUCAAAUGAAGCGCAAAGCUGCCAACUAA
Oppiella nova is the source of this 831-nucleotide messenger RNA. Lineage: Eukaryota; Metazoa; Arthropoda; Arachnida; Sarcoptiformes; Oppiidae. The record is from the annotation of a GenBank genome assembly.